Molecule: messenger RNA, 1461 nt
Organism: Aureococcus anophagefferens
Lineage: Eukaryota; Pelagophyceae; Pelagomonadales; Pelagomonadaceae
Exons: 1
Coding region: 1-1461 (486 amino acids)
Source: RefSeq, a predicted model, not a curated record
AUGGCCUUCGUGCUCGGCGACGAGUCGCGGCUCGGGUCCAUGCGCGACCGCUGGGCCGCGGAGGCGUCGCAGGAGGACAUGCGCGACCGCUGGGCCGCGGAGGCGUCGCAGGAGGACGCGGCCAUGGAGCGCCGCGACCGGUCGCGGUCGCGGGAGCGCGACGACGGCAUGGACGAGCUCUGCAACGCCAUGGACUACUGCUACCCCGACAUGCCGGAGCUCGUCGCCGCGAGCGACGACGAGAGCGACGGCGGCGACGCCCUGGACGCCAUGGAGCCCUGCGUGGGGGUCCCCGCCGGCGCGGUCCUCUCGUACUACGUCUACGCGGCCGUCGCGGACCCCGAGGCCCACGCGGCGUGGCAGCGCGCCACGGGCGCGGCGCUCGGCCUGCGCGGGCGCGUCGUCGUCGCCGGCGAGGGCGUCAACGGCACGCUGAGCGGCGCGACCGACGCCUGCGACGCCUACGCGGCCGCGGUCGAGGCCGCGCUCGGCGCCGCCGUCGACGUGAAGCGGUCGCCGCUCGCGGCGGGCGCGCGGCCGCCCUUCCCGGACCUCUACGUCAAGGUCGGCGGCGAGAUCGUGAGCACGGGCCUCGGCGCGGCCGUGCGCGCGUCGUCGGAGACGUCCGCGCCGCACGCGGACGCGGCUUCCUUCCGCGCCAAGCUCUCCGCGCCCGACGCGGCGGACAAGCUCCUCGUGCUCGACGUGCGCAACGGCUUCGAGUACGACGUCGGCCACUUCACGAACGCGGAGCGCGCGCCGAUCCGCACCAUGCACGAGUGGACGCGCUACGUGGACCGCGAGGACGUCGUCGGCCGCGCGCGGGGCAAGGAGGUGCUCAUGUACUGCACGGGCGGCGUGCGCUGCGAGAAGGCGUCGGCCUACCUGCGGUCCAAGGGCGUCGAGGCCGUGCACCAGCUCGACGGCGGCAUCCACCGCUUCCUCGAGCGCUACCCCGACGGCGGCGGCGUCUGGAAAGGUCGGAACUUCCUCUUCGACGCGCGCGAGGCCGACGCCUACGACGCGCCGCCGGCGCCGACGGCCGUGGGCGUCUGCACGGACUGCGCGAAGCCCUGGGGCGCGCACGCGGCGCGGAACAUCUGCUCCGUCUGCGAGACGCUCUGCCUCGUCUGCCCGGCGUGCUCCUCGAGCCGCCGCGAGCACUACUGCUCGGACCACGCGGACCUCCGCGGCGCCUACUGCCACUUCCUGGACGCCUGCGACGCGGGCGCGCUCGAGGACCAGGCGCGCGGGCUCGCGGCGGCGCUCGAGGCGCCCGCGGCGAAGACGUCCGUGAACCGGCGCCGGUCCCUGCGGAAGCAGCUCGACCGCGUCCGCGCGCGCCUCGGCGCGCUCGCCGGCGGCGCCGCGGUCUACGCCGGCCCGCCGCGGUGCCGGUCCUGCGGCCAGGUCCACUGCGACGGGUGCUGGGGCUUCUGGAAGGCGUGCGCGGAAUCGUAA